AUGAGGGAAAUCGUGCACGUGCAAAUCGGUCAAUGCGGAAACAACAUCGGGACGAAGUUUUGGGAGGUAAUCUCGGACGAGCACGGUCUGAGCAUGGAUGGAACGUUUGAGGGGGAUUCCGAUCUACAAUUGCAACGAAUGAACGUGUACUUCGUGGAAGGACCAGGCAAUCGAUUCGUUCCGAGAGCGAUUCUCGCGGAUCUCGAUCCAGGAAGCUUGGACAGCGUGUUAUCCGGUCCGUGCGGCAGGUUGUUCAAGCCGGAUAAUUUCGCGGCAGGUAAGGCUAGUGCCGCCAACAAUUGGGCGAAAGGUUAUUACACCGAGGGUGCCGAAUUGGUCGACGUUGCGUUAGAUCUGAUUCGCGCGGAGGCAGAAGCCUGCGAUUUGAUACAAGGCAUUCAAAUCGUCCACUCGCUGGGUGGCGGGACCGGCGGCGGAAUGACCUCGUUGCUGAUGACCAGACUCAAGGAAGAGUAUCCGGAGAGGAUUCUGAAGACAUACAACGUGAUACCGUCCCCGAUGAUGUCGGAUGUCGUAGUAGAACCGUACAACGCGGUACUCACGCUCGGCAAAUCGAUCGAGUACACCGACCAAACGUUUUGCGUGGAUAAUCGAGCGAUGCAUCACAUAUGCACGCACGUUUUAAAGCUCACCGUGCCAACGUUCAAAGACGCGAAUCGUCUGAUAUCUAAUUACAUGUCUGGCAUCACGACUUCCUUCAGAUUUCCCGGCCAAUUGAAUACCGAUCUAAGAAAGCUACUAGUCAACUUGGUACCUUUCCCGAGACUUCAUUUUUUCGUCCCCGCAUACGCCCCGCUCAUGUCCCGAAGCUCGGCCCCGUACACGGUCAUCUCAAUUCCAGAAUUGACGCAGCAGUUGUUUCACGCGAACAGCAUGUUCGUCUAUUACGAUCCGAGACUGUCCAAAUUCCUCACGGUGGCUGCCAUCUUCAGGGGCAGAGUGUCGACCAAGCUCGUGGACAUGCAGAUGUUGAAUAUACGAAACAGAAACAGUCCCUAUUUCGUCGAAUGGAUACCGAAUAACAUUCAAACAGCGUUGUGCGACAUCGCUCCGCGAGGGCUAACUAUGAGCGCCAGCAUGAUAUCGAACACGACGGCGAUACAGGAACCAUUCAAAAGACUGACGAUCGCCUUUGACGGUAUGAUGAAGAAACGAGCUUACCUGCAUUGGUACACGGCCGAGGGAAUGGACGAGAGCGAAUUUUCCGACAGCCGAUCGACGGUGAACGAUCUCGUGUCCGAGUAUCAACAACAGGAGGAAGCGAUAGCCGAGACCAGCUUUGCCGAGGAUCCGGCGGAGUACGAGGACUAA
This is a messenger RNA of Eufriesea mexicana, 1332 nucleotides long. RefSeq names its product tubulin beta chain. Gene Ontology annotation, cellular component: microtubule. Lineage: Eukaryota; Metazoa; Arthropoda; Insecta; Hymenoptera; Apidae. Gene Ontology annotation, molecular function: GTPase activity; GTP binding; structural constituent of cytoskeleton. The coding region runs from base 1 to 1332 and encodes 443 amino acids. The transcript is spliced from 5 exons. The record is from RefSeq and is a predicted model, not a curated record. Gene Ontology annotation, biological process: microtubule-based process.